AGAGUUAGUUUCGACACUUCCUCCAAAGAAUCUAGAGCAACGAUUUUCUCUGCCGGAUUUUGUCCCUUGCACAAGGUGGUAACCCACACAGACAAGGAGGAAGGUCGAGUGAAAGGGCAGGCACAACGCUGUCAGUUGUAGGCGGACUUGUCACAUGCCACCGAGCGUGAGUUUUCUAUUCAGCCUAAAAGGGACUUUCCAAGAGGGUCAUACAAUCGAUUCAUUCCACUUUAUUCACUUGGCUGCACGCGUGAGAAGCUAGAAACAUGAAUUUGUCUCGGGUCAUCAAUUUAUUGUGCACUGCCUGCUUUCUUCUACAAGUGUUUUGUACUAAAGCCUUAGGGAUUGACUCAGUUAUUGGAGUACUUGGAGGAAAUGUUUUACUUCCAUGUAUAUGUGAGCCUUCCAAGAGAUCUGAUCUGUACUACCUGUGUUGGCAAAUAGAUAAAACAUUGGUAUUUGCAAUUACUAACAAUACUCCUGAAUAUGGUGAAAACUUUAAGACCAGAGCUCGUGUUUCUGAAAAUGAGAUCCAAAAUGGAAAUUGCUCCUUGCACCUCUCAAAUAUUUCAGUCAAUGAUGCUAAAAAUUAUGAUUGUAUUGUGGCUGUUGGUGACAGAGAAUCUAAAAAACAAAGCAUCUCCUUGAAAGUAGCUGCAAACUACAGUGAACCUAAACUGGAAGUAAUUAACAACUCUAUGACAGAUGGCAAUAUUUCAGUCUACAUGUGCUCUACUUAUGGGGGCUAUCCAAAAGGGAAUAUCUACUGGACUUUGGAUGAUGAGCCACAACCCCAGGACUCAGACAGAAUUCAGUUCAAUUCAACAAAUGAGACACGCAAUCGAAGCUAUAAUAUCACGAGUGUCUACACUGUUGUCAAUGUACCUCACCAAUUCAGAAAAAUCCAAUGCAUAGUUGAAAACAGCGCACUCCAGGUCAACUUGACAGCAAGCUAUGAAGAAUCACCAUAUCCUAAAAAGCUGAUGGAAGAAAAGAAGAAGAUGACUAUCAUUGCUACUGUUUCUGUUUCCAUAAUAAUAAUAGUAACACUUAUAUUGGCAGUUCUUGGAAUCAGACAUAGAAAUAAACAGGCUGGCACAUCUGUGAUUUGAAAAGUCAGCUGUGCUCCCUUUGGAGUGAAAUCAUCAAAUUGCUUCCUGUAUGAAGAUGAACUGGAUUCUGCUGAUGAAUCUGUUACCUUCUUCAAGGACUGACAUUUUCUCGUGCCAGAGAGAGUGGGCUUGGGCAUUUCGGCAAGUUUGUUUUAAUUGUACUUAAUCUAUAUUAAGUCUAACUCUGCUGGAGUUGUAUGAAUACACAUCUUUAAAAAAAAAAAAUUUGAAGAAGGUAAGAAAACAAAGACAUUUUUCUGGCAUCCUCUGUGCUUUUAGAUUUCUGAAGUUCUAAAGCAGCAUCUGAAGAAUUGCGUAUCUUCCGACUUGAGGUAUAAUGGUGAGAGAGAAAGGCAGCUUUAAGGGAACUGAAACACGUGGAAUAGUGUGGUGUCGGAAACAAAAUGAGGAACAGAUGUCUUGUCUUGAACCAGCCUGCUUAGAAAUGCUGCAAGUGGAAAUGGAACAAGGAGUGCACAUGUGACUGUGGUUUGGAAGAUGGUGCCAGGUGACGUCAGACUGAGACGUAGAAGAACCGACCAUGGAGAAAACUGCUAAGCCAUAUUUCACUGUGUGGUGUUUGUUCUUUGUAAUGAGAUGGAAGUGAACUUUUUCUCGAGAACUCUCUGCCCUGUUUGAAAUCCAAAAUGCCAGUCUAAGGGCUAACAGUUCAAGUGAAGUGACUGUGGUGAAUUCUUCUAAAUUUUGAGGAAAGUAUCUGUUUGCAUUUUCAUGUUCAUAGAAAUGGGAUAAUUUCUCAAGAUGUUGCAAAGAAAAGUUUUGUGCAAUGGGUUUAAAGGUUAAGGUUAUAGCAGAAGGGUUUGGUGUGGUGAAUAGGAGGAACCAAAUGGAAUACAAGCUGUAAUGUGAAUUUUUCACACUUAAUCAGAAAGAAAGUUACCUGUGGGCUCUCAUCAGUUGGGGUUGCAUGUUUUUAAUGUAAGGUUUUUUCAUUUGAGCACUUGAAAAAUCCAACAGCACGAGUGCCAAGUCAUUUAGGAAGCAUAUGUUGCCCUGGUAUAAGUAGGCACAUCCUGUGAUAGACAUGAUAAAUCACAGCUUUGCUCAAGCGAGUUGAUACUAAGGGGAAAGGAGGAUGAAUGGCUUCCUAUUUUUGCUUCUGCCUUAUGGCCCAAAUCAGUGAGAACUUAACACUUUGAAGUUAAGCUAGCAAUGGAAGGUCUGGAAUGUGAAUAGAUACAGUAAGCAGGGCAGGUCGUAUUAGUAACACACCUACACAUAGUGAUGCCUGGGCAUCUGCAUUUACCUAAAAUUAAUCUCAUUAUUAUUAAAUAAAACAUAUGGAGAGAUCACGCAAAGCACAAAGUAACAACAAAGAGAUUAAACUGUACAGCUUCUCCGAGUCACCAUAUACAGAUUUCAAAAUCCAUCCAUCUACCAUGUGUUUGGGGGAUUACCCCACAUGCCAACCAAAAAGUACCGCCUCAACACAUUUUCACUUUCUGCCUCUCUAAUUCCUGUAAUCUUGUAAUCAAGUCACCUCCUGACCAUGCCUUGGAGACUAACCACUGCAAUUCUGAGCCUUUGGAACCCUUAAAGAGCCAUGUCUCCAAGGCCUUAUCACACUACAAAGCUUUUCCAGACGGUGUUCAGUCGUAGUCUUCAUUUACGUAAUGUUAGCAAGUUGUGGAUCGUUGCAGCCCGUUGACCAUCAUUUGUAUAUUAUAAAAUCCCCAGAUACUCUCCAUGACCAGCCACAAUAAAAGCAGUUUGAUUUUACCGUGAGUUAUAAGGGGCAGGCUAUUGACAAUGAGGGAGCACUCAGCCUGUAGUACAAUGCAUACAAUGUAGUUGUAAGGAAGUAAGAAAAUUAGGUGCUCUGGACUGCACAAAUAGAAGAGGAGCUUGUCUUGUGUAUGUCAUAUGGAAAAGGAGCCAUUGAACUCAUCAUAGCAAGAAUAAAUUUACACGCAGCCACUGGUGCUGUCAUAUAUUAUUGCCAUUCUCCAUCAGGUUAGAAAAACAAAAAAACAAUUAUGGGUGUGUGAGUGUGUCCUGCUUCUUGGGGAGGCUGCGGGUCAGCACAGAUUUUUAAAGGGAAAAGUAGUUUAGGAAGCAGAUGAAUGAUGAAUGGAUGAGAUAAUGUGCUGUUUAAUAUCCUCAUGCUCUAUCCUGUGUUCAUUCCUGACUUGUGUUUGAUGCCAGUAGAAUCAAUUUUGACUCCUUAUAGCCCUGUAAAUAACUAAUCAUUUUACGAAAAUGGAUAUUAUUGAAAUAAGCUACUGUUGCUUUGGCAAAAUUAAUGUACUAGUUUUGGACAACAUUAAUUUUACUCUGUGAAUGCACCUAACUACUUUAAAACUAAAUAUGUGUAACUCUGCAUUUUGAAAUACCUGUACAGGAGUGUUGUGUUUAAGCAAGAUAAACUAAAGAUGCAAUUUUAAAUAAUGCUAUUGUUACAGUCUGGGGGUCCUGGAAGUGGUUUGUGCAAUGUUUUCUCUUACAUUAUUUGAGUAUUUUCUAUAUUUUAUUCUUCCUCUUGUAAUACCUGUUACCUGCAGUAGGUUCAUUCUUCUUAAAUGAUGUAAAAGGUGACUGAAGAAGGCUGGUGUCAGGAAAGUCAUUCAUCCGUAAAAAAAAUCUGCUUCAGUAUUUCAGAUAUUUGGGGCAAAUGGCCAACCUGGAGUACCUGGAAAAUGUCUUUUGAAGGAAUACUUCACCCGAAAAUGAUAUAUUUUUUAAUAUGUUAUUUACCCCAUGUAGUUUGUAGUAAUGGGCAAGAAAAAAAUUUAAUCUCAUAUUUUCAUAACAGAGUUUCUGAUAGAAUAGAUGUUUAUAGUGACCAACGCUGAACAACAGCAAAAAGACAACCAUGAAAAUAAUCUCCCGUUACACCUGUCACAUGAUCCAAAUAUUAAACUAUCCAUUCACAUCAUUCUGACAACGUCCCAAACACAAGUUUUUUUUACUAAAAUACCAUUAAAUAAAUUACAUCCGGAAAACACUCUCAUGAAUGAAAAUGGAUUACAGUCAAACACACACAAGCAGUUGAAUAGUAGAUCCACCUACAAACCCAAAUCCCAAAUAACUAAUUUAUAAAAACAGAUGCAGAAUCAGGCUUAAAGUCAUUAAUACACCACAGUCAGACACUAUAAACAGCUACACAAACAAAAUCUCACAAAAAAAAAGUCAAUUUUCCUUUGAUUUUAAUCUGUGCUUUGAAAUUUGCCAAAAAUGGUAAUCUGAUAGCCCUUUCAAUAAACUUGUGUGCUGUUUGUAGUCUGUUCUGAUAUUUAUUUCAAAAUAAAUGUUGGUUAACCCUUUAUAAUAACUUUGACUAAUAAAGCAUUAACAAGCAUUAUGUAAAGUUUAACAAAUCACAAGUUCAUGUUCAUUCAAAUAGUUGUAGAUGUGAUUAAAUGAUAAUUCAUACAUUAGGUAAUGUGCUUUUAAACAUUUACAAAUUAUUUAGCAAAUGGCCAGUAAGGCAUUUUGUCAGCACAUUACUCAUGUUGAAAAAACCAAGAUCCAGGCCUUUAAUGACCUCUUGGCCAUCAGCAGUGUGUCUGUUUGCGGAGAGAGUGUUGACCUCGUCGAGAGGUUUACUUACCUCGGCAGUGACAUUCAUGUGUCUGGCGACUCUUCCUAUGAAGUCAAUAGAUGGAUUGGGAGAGCAUGGGGGGUUAUUAGGUCACGGAAAAGGGUUGUGUGGCGCUCCUGAUAUCUGUGCAAAAGGAUGAAGGUCCAAGUCUUUAGAGUUCUAAUUCUUCCUGUCUUGCUAUAUGGUUGCGAGAUAUCCAGUGACUUGAGACGAAGACCGGACUCCUUCAGUACUGUGUCUCUUCGGAGAAUCCUUGGGUACCGCUGGUUUAACUGUAUGUCGAAUGAGUGGUUGGUCAUGGAGUCCCGAAUGAGGCACAUUACCUGCAUUGUGAGGGUGCGUCAGUUACGACACUAUGGCCAUUCCCAGAAAGUGAUCUGCCUCACAGGGUCCUCACUGUUGGGGACCGGAAUGGCUGGGCCAGACCAAGGGGACACUCACGUAACACCUGGCUACGGCACAUAGAGGGUGAGAUUGGACCGCUUGUUAGCCUGAGGGGUUGCCAACCAGAAUCCUCAGCUGUUUCGUUGUGUUGUGGGUGCGGCAACGCGCUGUAGCAGUGCAUGCUCUCCAACCUGACCUGACCUGACCUGAGACAGCUUUCACUAAUGUAUAGCUGAUUAGUGACAAAUAUCUUUAAAUGUUAGUUACACAUGUUUUAUUUAUUAUAUGCAAGUGUGUUGUUCAUGAGUUGUUCAGUCUAUAGAACUGGUUAUUUCAUAUUUUGGCCUGCUUGUAACACCGUAAGAAGUUUUGCCAACUUCCGUACUUGCUUUUAUUCAUCGGUUGUAAAUAUUUUUGCAGUGCUCAAUCUAAAGUUGAAACUCUUCAUGCAUUAUACAGGUUUGCACAUGUUUAUAAACCAUAUAUUCAUUAGUUGUGGAGAUUUUUGCAGUACCUAAUCUAAAGCUGCAACUGUUCUUGCAUUAUAAAGGUGUGUAAAUGGGUAAUUAAUACAUUAAUGGGCACUGGACUUCAACAUGACCAGGUCUGUGGCCUGCUGAAGAAAGCGGUGUGAAGUAAGGAGUAGUUUGUUGAACAGCUCAGUUUCAUCCUUGCAACAGAAAUUAAUGACAGGAACAACUCGGUUGGAAUCAAAACAUUUUGUUUCUUGUCUUAUUAGCAGAUUUAUGAUAAAACAUUACACUGCUGUGUUAUCAAAAAGAAAAUAUUUUUAGCAAUGGUAUUUUACAACUUUUCCUCAAUCUUAAAUAUUUUUUCAACAUAUCAAAGUUGCAAGGAACAGCAAGUACAAUUUAAAAAAAACAUGCUUCAAUGUUUUUUUUUUCCUAAAAAUAUUUAACGUUUAAUACUGACACACAAACGCAUGCAUACAAAAAUAGAAAACAUGUACUACUUAUUAAUUAAUAAUAAAUGUUAGAUCACAUUUUAUGAAUCUAUGAAAUACUAUUACUUUUGAUGAAAAUAGGCAAAAAAAAUAUGUUGGUUUAAGAAUGAACAAGCUAAUCCCUAGACAAUUACGACAAAGAAACUGGUGCAUUUAAACCUUAUUUGUAUUGUUUUGAAAUGUCAUGAAGUAGUCUGCCCAGUGCUCUAUUAUAACACAUAAUAUUUUAGCUAAUGUACGAAUUAUCAUUUAAUAACAUUUAUUACUAUUUGAGUGAAAAUGGACUGAUAGUCUGUGAAACAGUACAUAAUGCUUGUUAAUACGUUAUUAAUGACAGUUAUGAUAAAAUGUUACCAAAUUGUGAGUUGUGUUUUUCUGGAUAGCGAAAACCUGUUACUUUUAUGAGAUCAGUUGUGUUUUUCAAGCACUUCCAGUUUUUGUGCUCCUGUUUACUUUAUGAUGUUUAAGGGUGUUUAGACUUUUCUUUUUUUCAGCUCUGUUGUGUUUGUUUUGUUAGAAUUUGGUUUGUGGGGAGGAUGCAUUUUCACUGACCAAACAAUACCAGAAGAGCAAAAUAACAUCUUACAGGUUCAACCAUAACAUCCACAUCUUCUUCUUUCUCUUCAUCUUUUCCUACUUCUGUGUGGGAUCAAAUUGCUUGAUCAAUCUUCUCCACACAGCUCAGUCCUGUAUCUCUUCCUCAGUCAGGCCCUUCUCCUUCAGAUCUUCUUUUACUUUACCCAUUUUGGUCUCCGCUGCUUUUAUCUUCGUCUGUACUUCCAUUCCCAUCAUUCUUUUGCCCACAUAUUCAUUGUCCUUCCUCAUCCCAUGUCCGUACCACUUCAGUCUUAUUUCCUGUACUUUCUUAGAUAUCUUUCCCACUUUUGCUGUACCUCUUUUUGUUUCAUUUCUUAUUCUGUCCUUUUCUUGUAACUCCACACAUCCAUCUCAACAUUCUUAUUUCUGCCAUAUCUAACUUCUUCUCCUGUACUCCCUUACACUGUCUUAAAAACCUCACCUUUAACAUUUGCCUUAAUUCUUUGAUCACACAAUACUCCUGAUACCUUCUUCCAGCUUUUUCCACCCAUACUGCACUCUGUGAGUUUAUUUCUGUAUCUAGUUUUCCAUCUUGGGUUACCACUGAUCCGAGAUAUUUAAAUUUAUCCACUCUUUUUAGUAGCUUACCCUUCAAACCAACUUUUUUGGAUAAUAAUCAUCAUUAAACCUCACGUAUUCUGUCUUCCUUCUAUUUAUCUUCACUUCUCUAUCUACUAAAGCCCUUCACCAUUCUUCCAACUUCAUCUCCACAUCCUUGUGCUACACAACACAAUGUCAUCAGCACAAAGUCUCCACAUAGGGGGAUCUGGUCUUUUAUAUCACAACUCAGACUCAAAGAGGUCAGGACUUCAAGAAGAUCCCUGGUGCCGUAACACCUACAGGAUUUGGCUAAUUUGUUCUGCCCCUACUGCUUCCAAAACCCCAGCAACUUUUUUUUUGUUUAUUUAUAUAUUUUUUGUUUAUUUAUAUAUUUCUAUAUUUUUUUGUCCUAGUUGAGUGGUGACACUUUGCUCAUGCAAAAAUCGUACAAGUAUUCCUUCCUUGCUCCCUGCUUUUCAAGCAGAACAUCAUACCUCACGUCACAGUGUGAUCAGAGCCUGCAUUUGAUAGCAUCUCCAAUGAUGUCAUUGUGUGUUAUGCUGCAAUCAUCUUAGCAAUUAACAACACACAAUGACAUCAUUGGAGAUGUUUUAAUUGCUAAGAUUAAAGUAAAUGCAAACAAAUGCCCUACACAUCAAGAGAAAACAUUGCACAGACUGCUCAGCUCAACCCAGAUCCUAACAGCUAUCACAUCACAAAACAUUUUUGACUAGAUGUAAUAUAUAUAUAUAUAUGUAUAUGUAUGUGUGUGUUAUCCAAUAAUGCAGUAUUAAUGUCAUUUCUUUGAUAUUCUUUGCACAAAAUGGGGAUCUUGUUUUUGGUGAAGUGUCUCUAUGUGUUGAAUAUGUGUGGGUGUUUUCUAUUUUAUAUUAUAUAUUUAAAAAAAAAUGAAUGCUCCCCAUGGGAAUUUUUUCAGAAAUUAUGUGCUUUAGGUCAUUGAAAUCAUAAAAUGUGACAGAAUUUGCUUUUACUUUGGAGAUGCACACAGUGUUCUAAGACAGGAUUGGAAAUGUGAAUGAUUUCAUGUGAGGCUUCCAUCUUGGAUGAGACUGCAUGGCUGUCUUGUGGCCGAAGUUUUAAACACUGCCCUAUUAAGUUACUGGAUUGGUCCUCAUCACUGGGUGAAACGCUGAGUGAGUUAAGGUAAUAAUUCUCAUUUUAUAGAGAUAUGAAAAUAUGUGCAACAUUUUCACCAGUAAGUGACUUUGUAUGUUAGUGUUAAUAAAUAAAUGUAAACGCUCUCCAGGCAACAUUGCAAUUGCUUUAAGGUAGUGGGAAAAAAUAUAAAAGGGAGAGCGGUUGUGUCAAGGUGCGUUGUGAAAGUACAUCACAUCCAUUGAUGACUAUACCACGUUAAAGCAAAUUAAAUUCCAAAUGGUUGUUCUUCUUCCAGUUAGCUGAGAAUGAAUAAUAAAAAAAUAAUAAAGUAAUAAAAUGGGGAAGACGAUCUACAGAAAUGUAAUUUCCAAAUUUCUCUUUUUGAAUUGGGUAUUCAUUAAUAUUUCUUACAAAAUGUAAAAGUACCCAGAUGUGUAUUUGUCUUAUUUUUGAGAACAAGUGUAUAUGCUAUGCAUACUUCUAAUAUGCUGUUUUGUUUUGUCCUAACUGUUCAAAAUGAUCUCAUUGGAAAUUAUUACAAAAAUAAAAAUAACAUUAUUUUCGUUUUAA
Messenger RNA from Erpetoichthys calabaricus (reedfish), 8848 nucleotides. Its product is annotated as ICOS ligand-like. Gene Ontology annotation, biological process: negative regulation of T cell proliferation; cellular response to lipopolysaccharide; T cell costimulation. NCBI's taxonomy places the organism in Eukaryota, Metazoa, Chordata, Cladistia, Polypteriformes, Polypteridae. Bases 267 to 1112 code for a protein of 281 amino acids. Gene Ontology annotation, cellular component: external side of plasma membrane. The transcript has 6 exons. The record is from RefSeq and is a predicted model, not a curated record.